AUGCUUGCUGACGAUGAUCCAGGUAUAUCCGUGGUGCUGAAGGAGGAGGCGACGCGGAUACGGCAAGCGGAGGACAGGGAGCUGAAGAGGCAGAAGAAGAAGGUCUGGGUACCAUUGCCUGAUAGACCCGUUACGGCGCAGAGGCAAUAUCCUUUGUGGUAA
Letharia columbiana is the source of this 162-nucleotide messenger RNA. RefSeq lists its product as uncharacterized. The record is from RefSeq and is a predicted model, not a curated record. The coding region runs from base 1 to 162 and encodes 53 amino acids. Lineage: Eukaryota; Fungi; Ascomycota; Lecanoromycetes; Lecanorales; Parmeliaceae. The transcript has a single exon.